Messenger RNA from Ahaetulla prasina, 7726 nucleotides. RefSeq names its product leucine zipper protein 1 (gene LUZP1). Bases 478 to 3792 code for a protein of 1104 amino acids. The transcript has 4 exons. The record is from RefSeq and is a predicted model, not a curated record. NCBI's taxonomy places the organism in Eukaryota, Metazoa, Chordata, Lepidosauria, Squamata, Colubridae.
AGGGGCUCCGGCUCUCUCUCGGCUCGGCUUCCUCGCCGCCUCCUCCUCCUCUCAUUGUCGGGAGGAGAAGCCGAAAGCUCGCCAGCCCAGCCAGGCGCUCCGCGGGGACGGAUCAGCACCUCCAAGCGGGCCGCCGCCGCCUCCUCCUCCCCACCUACCCCCACACUCCCCGCCGUGGAGUGUGGGCGCCCCCCGGCAACCGGGACGGGCAGAGCCGGCGGCCCCUGCCGGGCCUUUUUCCGAGAGAAGCGGAGGUUGGGGGGGGGGGGGAGGAAAGGCAGAGAAGACGGAGGCGAAAGUCUGGGGCGCCCUGGGCUCCUGCGCGCCGCGCCGAAGGGAAAGCAGUGGCGGCGGCGGCGCUGGGGAGGAGGACCGGUGCCGAUUCUCUACGAAGCCUUAUGAAAUCAAGGAAAAGGACCAACCAAUUGUCAGUUUUUGUUUGAGACCCAGGCAAGGGAAAUAAACUGAGCGGCAAACAUGGCUGACUACUCGACUUACAAAGAGACCUCCAAUCGGCAUUUGCGCUUCAAACUUCAGAGUCUCAGCCGCCGCCUUGAUGAGUUAGAAGAAGCAACAAGAAAUCUCCAGAAAGCCGAGGAUGAGUUAUUAGACUUGCAGGAUAAAGUGAUCCAGGCGGAAGGCAGCAACUCCAGCAUGUUGGCUGAUGUGGAGACCUUGAGAAAGAGAGUUUUGAAAAUAGAAGGCAAGGACGAGGAGAUCCGAAAGGCAGAGGAGCUCUGCCACGUGAUGAAGACCAAGCUGGAGGAAGAGGAGAGCCUUACCCGAGAACUGAAAUCUGAAAUCGAGAGGCUCCAGAAGCGAAUGGCUGAGCUGGAGAAGCUGGAGGAGGCUUUUGGUCGGAGUAAGAACGACUGUACUCAGCUUUGCCUCAGUCUCAAUGAGGAGAAAAACCUGACCAAGAAGAUUUCGACAGAACUGGAAAUUCUUCGGGCGAAAGUGAAAGAACUGGAACAGUCCGAAGACCGGCUGGAUAAAACAGAGCAAAGCUUAGUGAGUGAACUGGACAAAUUGAAAUCUUUAGCCCUCAUUUUUGUCAACGAAAGAAAACAUUUCACCGAAAAGGAGAAGCAGAGCGAAAAGCUGAUACAAGAGCUCACCCUAAAGCUGGAACAGAAUAAUAAACUCAAUCGGGCUGACCAAACGCGCAAUACAUCAAACCUGCUGGAGAGAUCAUCCAACAGUAUAAUUGACAGAAAUGACUUGAGGAUUGAGGUUGACUUGACAACUUCAGCAUUAUCCUCAAAAGAAACAAGGAGGAAAGCUAGCUUGGAUUACCUAAAACAUGUGGAAAACGAAACUCGAAACAAAUCGGAAAACCAGAAGAAUAAAAACCAAGAAGACAACAAAGUGAGGGACCUCAAUCAAGAAAUUGAGAAGCUGAAGACCCAAAUGAAACACUUCGAGUCUUUAGAAGAGGAGCUGAAAACCCUAAGAGCCAAAAACAAUGACCUCCAUGACAACUACUUGAGCGAACAGAAUAAGAAUAAGAUCCUCGUGGGCCAGCUGGAAGAAAUAAAGACAGAGAUGAAAAAGCAGAAAGAGCUGGAGAAUGGUGAAGCAGAGAUGGAGGAAGUGAAUGUGCCCAGCCGAGCUAAGCAUGACCGACCUAAGCAUCGAAUGGUUACAACCGAGUCAGCGGUUUCUAAGCAUAAGUCACGGGAACUUUCACCUCAACACCGGCGGGAGAGGCUACGCAAUCGAGAAUUGAAUAAUGAAAGUUACGGCCAAAGUAGCAAACGAGUUACAAGCCCUAAUAUGAACAGCAGACGGGUAGCCAAAACAUCUGGCACAUGUACUGCAUUAGACUCGUUAUCAACUGAUGCUAAACGGGUAGAAGACAAAUCCAUCUUAGGUGUGAACAGUUCUCCAUCAAAAGACGACGGCACCUCUGCCACUGAAGUGAAGAAGUCUAGGGAACAGCCUUCGGUGCUUAGCCGUUAUCCACCUGCAGCCCAGGAGAAUAAAUCUUGGAAGGCCUCUCCAAAACCCAAACCUGAAAAUACCACAAGGAAUAGAGUUGAAAAAGGACCUCAACCACUGAACGAUGCUCAUGACGUUAAGCCCGAUGAACCUGAAGAUCAGUCCAGCAAACCAGAAUUCACAGGACCGUCUUCUGAAAAGGGACUAAAGAUGCAUGCCGCAGAGCCGCUGGCUCUUACAACGGAGACUCGCACCUCCAAAACUAACGGUGGGCCACCCAAUGGCGCUGCUUUGUCCUAUGGGCAGCAUCCCUCGGGAGAAAGCCCAGCUUCCGAGUCAGUGAGCUUGAAGACGGAAACCUCAUUUUCGGCUCGCAGGCAGCCCUUGGAAGAAGACCCUCAAAAGGCAGUCAACUUCCAAAAUCGAGAGCCCGUGGAUCUUCCAUUUGAAAUGACAAAGCCUUCACUUUUAUCGAAGCCUUGGUUCGUUUCGAAAAACGGUAGUUCGCCGAAUCAUCCAAUUCCUCAAAGAGGGGAAACAGACCAAACUCUUUUCUCAACUGUAAACUGCAACAAUUUGGACCUAAAAGCAACAAGGUCCAAAGCUGCCAAUCCCAGCCGGAUCGAGAGAGCAGGCAUCGAGGAAGGGACAAGCAAAAUCGGAAACAUCUCUACUACUUUAGACUUAGGGAUAAGAAAAGAGGUCGCUUCCCGGGAAUUCGCCGCCUCCCGGGGAUCCGUUCACACGUCUUCCUUGGAAAAUGAUAGACAUGCCAGCAGCGAAGAAGACCUCAGUCGGCCAUCCAAAAUGACACCGGCCGGGGCAAUGUCAGGCUUAAAAUCCCGACGGCCAUUUAGUCCGCGGGAAGCGCUACGCUCCAAAGCCAUCAUCAAACCUGCAAUUGUGGAGAAAGACGUGAAAGAAGUCAUGGGUGGUGUGGGUUCUGGUCUGGAAGCCCCCUGUGAAAAACAGCCUCCCCCUUGUAAGACAGUAGCCCAUAAAAUGACCAGCAGUAUCACUAUUUACCCAUCUGAGCCAAUGACUCCAAGGACCAGCCUCAUGGACCCUACAAAGGAGCAGCUACAUGCAACACUUCAAGCCAUUCCAAGCCAGCUGUCUCCAGGAGGAGAGGCAACCACCGUUCCCAAUGACUUCUCACUUAACAGGAGCAGCAUAACUUUAAAGUUACCAGAGACUGAUAAAAAUGGAGACUCUGUUCUGAGGAGCCGAGUAGAAACAGUCAUUUCCAAAAGUAGUAUUACAAUAAGGCCUUCGGAGGCCACCGAAAGAAACAGUGAACCACCCCUGGAGACGGUCAGUUGGAAGAGUCACGGCAAUCUGGCGACAAACUCCUCCGAGGCCAAGCACGUCACAGUAAGAAGCUCAUGGCGGACAAGGCGAGGAUUGCGUUCUUUGGAAGACUCUCUAGCCAACGAGGUUGACCAUGUAAAUCCUCGGACUCCAUGUAGGUCAUCGACUGACCCUUCUAAACCGGAAGGGACCACGGCACGCAUCUAUGCGAUUGAACAGAAUUCCAGACGGGCGAGUGCCGGGUCGAAUUCUUGGAAUACUCCAGAAUUAGACUCUAGAAGGACCAAAAGUAACUUGAGCGCAUCCGAGAUGCUUAACCAGAAAAGCUGCGUCAAUGAUCUUGUGGCCGCUUCCUCUUGGAAUUGCACAGUAAUGCCAGAAGACAAAGAUUUUGCUCCCAGGAGAAAAGCAUAUAGUUCCUCUGAGCAACUGACGUCAAGGAGGAGGGCAGAGGUCAAGCCGGAACUGCCCCGCCAACUUCCGAGCAGCAGGGCUGAGGAACGGAGGCGGUGGUCCAGAGACCACUCGGAAGCCCACUGAAGUGGCUGAGGCUUAUUUCCUGUUGCAGUUUGCAUGACUUCCAGACCUGGAACGCCAUCUUUCUCCUGCUGCUGCUGAUGCCAGUCCACCAUGGGGGGACUGAUUCGGUGCCUGACUACCCCCUUUCAGUGCUCCAGUACUCUCCCUCUCCCCCCCCCCACCAAACAAAAAAAACCCAACCCCAACCCAGAUGGACUUUUCUUUUCAUGGUGGCUUUGCGUUCUCUUCCUCCUCCGCGAAGGAGGAUGUGGAGACUUUGCUCAGGGGAAUCCCACUCUGGGACUUUACCGAGCGCGAAUCGAUGGAGACCCUCAGCUAGGAACUGCUUGGAAGCAUCCAAGAACUUUGGAUAUUUGGCUUGGGUGUUUAAUUGACUCCAUUCCCGGAGCAGCUUUCGGUUUGGUUUGACUUGAAAGUCCCACGGAAAACCACUUUGGACUUGUGUCUGCUGGUCCUCAGCUUUGGAGAGCCAAUUUACCAGACACCUCCGACCCACAGCUCUUGAAGAAGGGCCUAGCAGGGUUUCCUGGGCCAUUGCUUCCCAGUAGCAGCAUCUCUUCUUCUUCUUCUUCCUCCUCCUCCUUCUCACCCGCAGUGCAACAGUUUGGCCGCUCAUACCGAUCAUGUUUGAUUGAGCCAUCCAGAGAAGCAAUAAAUUUGAGAUGGGGUCUCCCUCCUCCACUGUCUCCUGCUCCACUGGCAGGGACCGGAGCACCAAAGGUUCGUGGGUUCCCUUUGGCCUCAAAACAGCUGCUUCCUUUCCUGUUGGCCUAGCACACUCCUUGAAAAAAACCAGCCAGAUUUGGGGGGUAAUACAACGGAUGACUCUCAUCGACAAGCCUCCCCGCUCUGCUCCCCAUCAAAUCGCACCCCGAUCCAAAGGGACCAGCGUGCCAUGUUCUGACGUCACUUGAACUAAGCCCUAGAAGACUCAAGGGCGGCCGGCAGUUGGAAAGUGUCAGGUUUGUCCAGCACCUCAGCGCAUCCUUGGGAAUGGGGGGGGGGGAAGGGGAGGGACACAUUCCUUUAUUUCUGCUACCUCACCACUUGCUUGGACAGAAGGACCAGCGUAGGAUCUUCCGGAGACCCAGCGGCUGCCCUCUUCCACCUCUUGAAACAGCAAACCGAACUUGGUUCACACAACCAUCCUCGCCCCCACCCCCCCAGGUCUCUUUUUCAUUGUAUUCUGUGCGUCUCGCUCAGAUGCUGCUCUUGCCUCUGCUCCUGUUUUGCCAAGGUGGGAACUCAAAAACAAAACAAAACCUGACCGGAAUUAGCUGCUCUUCCAUUUUUAAAGGAAUCUCUCUCAUGCGCAUGUACAAUCAUGCCGAGCACUAGAAUGAUGAGAACCAGUCCGGAGGUUCUCUGUAGAGCAUGUGAGGCUGUGAGCUGUCAUCCACACUCGCAGGCAACACCCUUCCAGACUCCAGCUGUUUUGACAAAGGGAUAUGCAUGGGUUCCAAGAGUUAAUUAAAAAUGCUAUUAUUACGGCAGCCGGUCCGUGUGGCUCGGAUGACGAUAAUGGGUUUGAGGGAGGAGAAAUCAGCCAGUGGAUUGUUGAGUCUGCUCACCUGCACACCACCUCCCUCACCUGCUAUUACUACCUGCAAAGCUUCUGUGUUGUCUGGAUAGCUGGGAGCAAACAUGGGGAAGUUUUGAGGGGGCGAGAAUUUGUGGGUACCGUACCUGGUUUCUCCUUUUCCUGUGGUUCUCCUGCAAGUCGUUUUCACUCACACAUUGGGAAGCAAACAUGGGAUUGAUGCUCUUGGCAUUCAAAACCAGGUUUAUAUUCAGACUUGGUCAUUUUCUCUUCCCUCUCACCCCCCCCCCCAUGGUCUUACAUUCCUUCUGCUGUCAUUCUGCUUCAGAUGCAUACUGUGUUUCCCCAAAAAUAAGAUCCUGUCUUAUAUUUUUUUGAACCCUGAAAUAAGCGCUUGGCCUUAUUUUCGGGGAGGUCAUCUUAUUUUGGGGCGCGUGGAGCAAGACAGGGCUCCUCUUGCUAUCUUACCUGAUUUCCAGCUGUCUCCCUAACCCUAACCAGAGGAAAUGGUGGGAACCAGCUGCGCAUGCGUUUAAAGAUUUUCUGGGAGGGCUUAUUUUCAGGGGAGGUUUGUUUCAGGGAAACACGGUAGUAGCUGCCUUUUUGUGUGUGUGUGGGGGAGAAUUGUAUCAGCACAUCCACUGUCGCUUCCUCACCAUCAACCAUCGCCUACCAUCAGUUCCUUACUGUCAACCAUCACCUAUUGUCACCAUCCACCAUUGAUCUCUUCCUCCAAAAUCAUUUGAUGGCUGCCUGAUGGUGUUAGGGCUCAGGGCGUAGCACUGUGCGCUUCAACAAGAUUUGCCUCCCUCUAAGCCGGUGUUUCCCAAAUGUGAGGACAUUACCCAAAACUGAGCAAGACUGGGGCUUUUGUUUUCUUUGCGCAACAACACAUGACCGCACUGCCAAUCAGAAUAGGGACAUUUGGAUUGACUUAGAUUGCCACAUAUAUUCGGGGGAAAAAAUCUCCCAAAGUAUUCCUAUUAAGAGGAAGGUUGAUAAAAUUACAAGUUGGUAAUUUGCUGAAAUGAUCCUUCAGGGAUGAUUGUUUUGUAUAAUAAUGGGAGUCCUCGAGUUAUGACCAUUCAUUCAGUGACAGUUCGAAGUUACAAUGGUACUGGAAGGAAAGGAGUUUGGUAAGGUUUUUUGAUAAGCAGUUUUGGGUAAUGAAGGAAAAUGUUUGGCAGCCCUGCUCUAAGCUAGGGGUCUCCAAGCUUGGCAACUUUUAAGACUGGUGGACUUCAGCUCCCAGAAUUCCUUAGCCAGCACGGCUGGUUGAGGAAUUCUGGGAGUUGAAGUCCAUAAGUCUUAAAAUUGCCAAGUUUGGAGACCCUCUGCUCUUAAGUCACCUUAUUCAACCAUACAGAGCAGGGAAUUCCACUGGAAUAGCUUUGCUCAAGAGAAAAGAGCCCGUAUAUCCAUGUGUCUUUUUUAUACGAUAAGUGCAUGUAUUCCUCUCCAUCUUACUCCCACCGCAUACGAGUUUCAUGAAAAGUUUGGACUUCCUGUGGCAGCCAUGCCUGGAGUCAUUAGCCUGGGGAGAUUAUAGCCAGAGUAUGCGGCAUGUGCAAAGUUCUGCUUUAUGUCAAGCAAGGAUUUGAAUAACACAAUCAGACUUUAUUUAAAAAGUCACACGUGACCACAACGGCGGGUGGAAACACAUGUCCUGGGAACACCUCCAAUGUUGUCAUUCCUUCAUCACUGUUGAAAAUAUCAGCCUGCUAGAUACACCCUUCGAGGGUUUCAACACAAACCAGGUUCUAGAACCACAAAGAGCGAUUUGUAGCUUAACCUUGCAAUAUUUGGAACCUAAACCGAUGCUCGCUGUGAAAACUCCUAGUUUCCCCCUUUUUGCAUGCCAUGUUUUCUGUUGCACAAACAGGAAUAAAAGAAGGUGUGAGGGGUUUUGGUUUUUGUUGCAGAAAGUCUAGGAAGCCCAAGGCAUGUUUAGGAACCUUUGUGGGCUACCAUCUGCUAGAGGUUCAGACAUGAAUCUGAGGCAACCUACUGCUGGUUUGGCCUAUAAAAGAGUGUCAGUGCUGGUUCUUGUAGCAAAAUCUGAGGAGAUCGUCGGAGACCGAAUGCCUUCCUUCCAAAACUACCUUUCUGCGCUUUGUAUUUGCAUAAUCGCGGUUACUUCAGUCGGCUGAAAGCAGUUCUGAAGUUAUACAUCACAGCCCUAAGUUACCGGCUCAGCCUUUGAUGGGAGUACCGCCAAAAGAGUGGUUACCAAAUUUGGCCCCUCUUCUUCUUUUUUUUUAAAAAAGAUCUAAUAAGCCUUUAUUUCACGUUCCAGCACUUUUUGGAUUGUUGUCAUAAUGUAAAACUUAUUUUUAUUCUCCGAUUUUUGGCAAGUCUUCCAGCUUGUGGGAGUGGGGAAUGAAGAAGAGGGGG